AUGGUGAGAAGAAUGGUGCUGGCGGCGGUGCUGGUGGUGGCCACCGCCGCCGCCGGCGGGCCGUUCUGGAGCGUGCCGACGGGGAGGCGCGACGGCACCGUGUCCAUCAAGCAGGAGGCGCUGGACCAGAUCCCCGCGCCCACCAUGAACUUCACCACACUCCUCCAGUCCUUCCGCAACAAGAGCCUCGACCUCGCCGACCUCGUCUGGCUCUCAGGUACGAACUAUGCACCCAUAAAAGACGAAGUUCGUUCUGUGGGUUAA
This is a messenger RNA of Miscanthus lutarioriparius, 264 nucleotides long. The record is from the annotation of a GenBank genome assembly. Lineage: Eukaryota; Viridiplantae; Streptophyta; Magnoliopsida; Poales; Poaceae.